This is a messenger RNA of Cherax quadricarinatus, 5061 nucleotides long. It is a transcript of the gene NaPi-III, whose product is annotated as Na[+]-dependent inorganic phosphate cotransporter type III. NCBI's taxonomy places the organism in Eukaryota, Metazoa, Arthropoda, Malacostraca, Decapoda, Parastacidae. Gene Ontology annotation, biological process: phosphate ion transmembrane transport. Gene Ontology annotation, molecular function: phosphate transmembrane transporter activity. Gene Ontology annotation, cellular component: membrane. The record is from RefSeq and is a predicted model, not a curated record.
AAGUAGUGGUGGAGGCGACAGCAGCAGCAGCAGCAGCAGGUUAGUCUGCUCGUGUAAUUCAGCCCCGCGGCACAGUGUGUGCACCUCUCCUCCCCUCAGUGCUAUCACCGGCGCACACACCUCUGCACACCUUAGUGCUCCUCCUACCUGUACCCGCCUCCCCUCGCCACCGUCUGCACUAGUCACCAGUAUUGUGCUCGCUGUCGGAGGACCACCAGAAGGACAUAGUCAGGUUGUGGAGGUGUUCCAUUUGUGACUUAAUUAACUGUAAACCGGGUUGUACCCACCACUUCUGUGUAGGAAGCCAAGACCACACAUCGUGGCACUCAUAACAACGCAAGAAUGAUCUCACCCAUCAAAUUUACUCGCCUUGUCUCCGCUCGGAGCUACUCCCUCGCCUGCUCCUUCCACAUUCACACACUCCUGUGACACACACUUUCAUCUUAAUCUAUUUCAAUCGUUUCCACUCAUUCCAUAUUUUUACACUCGCAGCUUUCUUGUUACCUGUCAUCUCAUUCUUACGUUAUAUUCAGUACAUCCCAUUCUCACCCAGUUAAGAAUAAAGUAAUACUAUAUUCGAUAUUCUUUAAUAUUAAAUCUAUUUUCAAGGUUCCUAACUCUAGAUAUAUUUUAAUUUAAAUACUAUCACUUUAGUAUAAGACUGCUCACUUUAGUACGUCUCAAAGCUCUUCGUAGUCACUUCGGGUUUCUCUCGUCCUUUUCAACACACACACACAAACACAAUGGAGCCCUUCGCAGAGGAGCUCUUGCCCUUCGUCAUAGCUGGCUUCAUCAUCGCCUUUAUAUUGGCCUUCGGCGUGGGAGCCAAUGACGUUGCUAAUUCCUUUGGCACGUCUGUGGGCUCUGGUGUGCUGACCCUACGCAAAGCUUGCAUCCUGGCAACUAUAUUCGAAGUGUUGGGAGCCAUCCUUAUCGGUUACAAGGUGUCAGAUACGGUGCGGAAAGGUAUUUUGGAUGUAUCACUCUACAACAACACGGAAAAGGAACUCAUGCUGGGAUCUCUUGCUGCACUGGGGGGUAGCGCCAUGUGGAAUUUAGUGGCUACUUUCUUCAAGCUACCCAUCUCUGGCACCCACACCAUUGUUGGAGCCACUGUUGGUUUCUCCUUGUGUGCACGUGGAUUCCAUGGUGUCAACUGGAGUACCUUUGGCAAAAUUGUUGCAUCAUGGUUUGUAUCUCCUGUUCUAUCUGGCAUAAUGUCUGGCAUAAUUUACCUGGGAUUAAACCACUUCAUAUUGAAGAAAGAAAAGCCACUUGAGCCAGGUCUCCGUGCUCUUCCCUUUAUCUAUGGCUUCACACUUCUCGUCAAUGUCUUUUCAAUUGUUCAUGAUGGACCUGCCAUGCUGAAGUUUGACUUGAUUCCAUGGUGGGGGUCCAUUGUGGUUGCUGUGUGUGUGGGUUUCCUGACUGCCGUUUUUGUUCAACUGUUUAUUGUCCCUCGCCAGCGGAAGGCAAUUCAUGCCCAACUUGACAAUGAAGCAACAAAGCAGGAGAAUGAAGUUAAAUUCACAUUCGACUCUGCUGAUAACUUAGAAAUGGUCGAACUAUUAUAUAACGAAGAAAAUUCCCGUUCGCCUUCGCCUCCAAGCCAGGAGUUAUCUGUGAUUGAGAAAGGCAUCUCUCCCACCACCUACACCUUUAGUGGCACCACAGAGUCCAAUGGAUACAUCCCUGCAGAAACCAAGUCCAGUCUUCUUGCAAGUGGACUAGAUGCCACCUCUCCUUCAUCCAACUCUCUUGGUGUUACUCAUAACAGCAGCCAAGUGCCUCUUGUACAUACCAACCAAGUGAAAGUGAUCUCAAUGGAGGAGCUCUCAGACAAAAAGGAUAUUGACACCGAGAGACCAGAGGUGAAGGGUCUUUUCUCCUUCCUCCAGAUUCUUACAGCUACUUUUGGCUCCUUUGCCCAUGGUGGAAAUGAUGUUAGUAAUGCAAUUGGUCCACUGAUAGCUCUGUGGGCAAUCUACACUGAAGGGUCUGUUGCCCAGAGGUCUCCGACACCCCUCUAUAUUCUCUUGUAUGGUGGUCUGGGUAUCUCCGUGGGACUGUGGGUGUGGGGUCGUCGUGUUAUUCAAACAAUUGGUGAAGAUUUGACUAAAGUGACUCCAUCUUCUGGUUUUACCAUUGAAAUAGGAUCUGCCUUCACCGUGUUGCUUGCUUCAAAAAUUGGUCUCCCUAUUUCUACUACUCAUUGUAAGGUUGGAUCUGUUGUCUUCGUUGGCUGGGCCAAGUCUUCUCGGCAGGGUGUCGAUUGGAAACUUUUCAGGAACAUCGUUAUAGCGUGGGUCGUCACGGUACCCUUGACAGCUGGUAUCUCAGCCCUGCUCAUGCUUAUAUUUAGAAUUGCCUUCUUGUAAAUCACUACCUGCUACUGUGAUACUCUGCAGGGGACAUUAACUCUCAAUCCCAGGUCUUCAGACUCAGUGUGGCUUCUUCUAAAUCCAUUCUUUAAAAGUAAAUUAGAAUACUUUGUUAGAAUCCAGUGGUUAAUUAUUAAAUAGAUUAAGCUGCACAAAAUACAUUUUUGUGUUAAUAUAUUUUUGUUAAUGAAAAUACAGUAUUAGAUACCAGUCUUUCUCCAGUCCAUUGAUUCUCUGUGAUUUAAAAUCUGCAAGAGGAGUUUGGUUACAGGAUUUGGUGUUAGUGAGAAGUCCCCUGUGCUACCAUCAUUACCAAACUUCAUUACCAUUGGUAGCCUCAGCUUUCUCAUGAAACAUCUUAACUUUUGUCCUUCUAAAACUUAUUUUUGCUUGUUAUUUAAUAACUGGAUUAUUGCCUUAAAAUAAGAAGUAAAUCCUGGGUACAGUUUUAUGAUAGUUUAUUUUAUUUAUAUAUUUUUUUUUGUAAGAAUGAAGACAGCUGUAAUAAAGUACAGUAGCUGAAACAAGAGGUGCAUGGCACUUUGUGAUAUAUCCUUAUACAUAGAUGCUUUUAGGAAAAUGCUGAGGUGCCAUACAGACUUAUUGUUCAUAUUAAGCUGAAUUUCUCUCUCACAAAUCUGGUUAGAGGAUAGUCUGUUUUGAUAUACAGUAUUGCAUGAUUUGUCCAAGUUAUUUAAUCUGUUUUUAGUAGUGAACUGAUGGUACAUUUUACUGGAUAUCUUGCCUCAUGUUGCAAAAUUUAUCAGAUGAAUUUUGGUUGUGAGAGAGUUAAUUCUAUUAAUUCACAAUUAUACAAUGGGUUCCACACAAUUCAUAUUCAUUUGCAAGGAUGUUGAGUCCUUGCAUUCAUCCAUACAUAUUUAUCAUUCUCAUUACAGUACUUGUUAGUUGCUUUUCUGGGAAGCAUAAUUUUAACUUCAAAAAAUUAUGAAUGUGAUUUUUUUUAAUAUAUAUAUAUUAAAAUGUGGGAAAUUUUUGUCAGGAGCUGUUAGGCUUCUGAUGAUAUGAGUGAGUAGCAGGCAUGUUUGUAUUUUGAUACACACUGUAUGCAUGUAUUAAAUUCAUAUCUAAAAUAUUACUGAACGAGAUAAUACUAUUCUGAUUUAACAAAGAUAAAUGUUAAAUUAAUUUAAGAGCGUCUUUUAAGGUAAAUAAAAUUGGCAAAAUACAGUAGACUUACUGUAUAUGGUUAAAUGGGAAGAAUGCCAGGUGUAUAUGAGAUGUAGUGUCAAUUAUUUUAAUUUUAUAUAAGGUAUUAAUCUCAGUCGUGUGAUUUGGAGUCUCGGUCCAAGCACAACAUUACUGAUUAGUUCAAUGCAGCCAGGAUAGAGGGUGGGAUGUGUUAAAGAGGGAAAAUGUACAGUUACCAGAAAGGGAGGGUUUUGGGAUUUAAAUAGGUUGGAUAAGAUAAUACAAACUAGUCGUGGUUAUUGUACCAGGAAAACGUGAUUGGUUACCUGAGCUGUAUUUUAAUUUCCAAUAUAUUUGUAUAUUUUCAUGAUUAAAUAUCAUAAGUAAUUUUUAUAUAUAUCCUGUAACAAAAUAUGAAUAAAAAACAUGACAUUUUUUUUUUACUGAUGAUUCUCCCUUUAGGGUUUAGGAGGUAAUACGUGACUGACUUUUGAUGUAAACUGGUCAUAUGUAUCUAAACAUGUGCAAUUUGCUACACUGCAGGGCACUUAAGCAUAUUUAUAUACAUACAUUCAUUCAUUUUUUUGCAAUUUUCAGUGUAAAGCUCAGUUCUAUUGAAAACCAGUACUACCUGUAUAUUUUGUUACUUUAUGACCUCAUAGUAUUCUCAAUACAAGUCUUAAUAUCAAAUUCAAUCAUCUAUAUAUACAGGCACUUUAUAUCUUGCAAUUUCCAUUUUAUGAAACAAUCUCAGUUAACCUGUACUUUUCUAUUUCAUUACUGUAUUUAUUUAUUUUGUUUGCAUAAUUUUUUUAUAUUUUUAUGAUAAACCUAUACUUUUUGUAAGUUUUAUGGUGUACAAUAAAAGAUUGCAAUAGUUUACUAAUUUGCACUUGCUUCUUAAAUGUGAGUGUUGAUCUCAAGUCACUGUAUAUAAAAAUUAUCUUUUCCUAUGUUGUAAUCCACAGGUUUCACUUUGUAUUACCUUGUUCUUGCUUAAAUUAUUGAUUCUACCUUUCAUAAUAUUGAUCAGACACUUUUUAAAUCUAUUAACUAUAAUAUAUAAGCAUACAGUAUAUGACAUACCUUGCAACAUAGUCAUGGGGCAUUAAACUAGCCUUUGAUUACAGACUAGUAAUCUGCCAAUAUUAGUAUUAAUUUGAAAAAAAAAAUAUUCAAUUUAAAAUUGACAAAUUUUUAAUACAUUUAAAUCCUAUAGCAGAAUUAGAUUCUGUUGAGUUGUACAUCUGAAGGUAUAUACAGAGUACUUUAAUCCUUAUUCUUGAUUUUAGUAUACAGGUGAAUUUCAGUCUUAAUCACCCACAAGCACUUGAUAGGCCUUAAACCUGACUAAACUGGAUUAUAAAAACUGCAUAUAUAAAUAUUCAAUUCAACUGUUAAGUUUCAAAUCUAAAUUGUAAAUUAUAUUUAAAGUAUUGCUGACUUAACAGCAGGCAUUUAUUUUCUCUAUGAGGAUAGCCAUUGCUAAAAAUCCACAUUUGUACAGAAAUAAAAUAUUUUGUUUGUA